Aspergillus nidulans FGSC A4 is the source of this 1631-nucleotide messenger RNA. Its product is annotated as NuA4 histone acetyltransferase complex catalytic subunit ESA1. Gene Ontology annotation, cellular component: chromatin; nucleus; NuA4 histone acetyltransferase complex. Bases 105 to 1631 code for a protein of 508 amino acids. The transcript has 6 exons. The record is from RefSeq and is a predicted model, not a curated record. Gene Ontology annotation, biological process: positive regulation of macroautophagy; positive regulation of transcription elongation by RNA polymerase II; rDNA heterochromatin formation. NCBI's taxonomy places the organism in Eukaryota, Fungi, Ascomycota, Eurotiomycetes, Eurotiales, Aspergillaceae. Gene Ontology annotation, molecular function: histone crotonyltransferase activity; histone acetyltransferase activity; peptide 2-hydroxyisobutyryltransferase activity.
AUCGCCUCAAGGGCCGUGUUAUUUUUUCAUCGCAAAAAUCAUCCGGCAAAGUGGUUUAUCCUCUAUUUUCUACUGACUAGAGUAGUUUCGCUUCCUUGAACACGAUGGGCGUCCGAGACUCUCAUGGCGAGGCCGCCGGGACACCGGACCCCGUCGAAAAGGGAAUCGCCACUCUUAACACCAUCAGAAUCGGUGUGAAGGCUAUGGUCCACAAGGAUGGAGCGUUAAGAAAAGCAGAGAUUUUAUCCAUAAAGCAGAGGAAAGAUGGGCUUGCUUUCUAUGUUCACUAUGUUGAUUUCAAUAAGCGUCUUGAUGAAUGGGUCGCUUCUUCCAGGCUUGACUUGUCCCAAGAGGUUGAAUGGCCUCAGCCUGAGAAGCCGGAAAAGAAGAAAUCUGGCCCUGCGAAAGCUCCCAGCAAGAACAAGCGCGUUAGAGCUGGUAGCCGUGAUGUCUCUGCCACCCCAGAUACCCUCACAGGUAAGAAUACCAAUGUGGGCAAGGCUCAACGGCCAUCAAAGGCAGGCGGAAAGGAGAAUCGUGGCGACGAAACCCCGGCGGAUCUUUCCAUGUUGGCUUCUGAAGCAGUUUCUGCUGACGGAACCCCCAAAGCGGUCUCCGAGGAUAUAGACAUGAUGGAUGCAAGCUUUACUGAUGCCAAGGAAAUCAAGGAGGAGGAGAGAGCGUUGGGAUUGAUGUCGCGGGAAGAGGAGAUUGAAAAGCUUCGUACCAGUGGCAGUAUGACACAAAACCCGACAGAAGUUCACCGAGUACGGAAUCUAGACCGGCUGCAGAUGGGCAAAUACGAUAUUGAGCCAUGGUACUUUUCUCCAUACCCUGCGUCGUUUUCCGACGCUGAAGUGGUCUACAUCGAUGAAUUUUGUCUGAGCUACUUCGAUAACAAGCGCGCUUUUGAGCGACAUCGCACCAAGUGCACGCUCACGCAUCCUCCUGGGAAUGAGAUCUACCGGGAUGACAAUAUUUCCUUCUUCGAAGUCGAUGGCCGUCGACAGCGAACAUGGUGCCGCAACCUUUGUCUGCUCAGCAAACUCUUUCUUGAUCACAAAACACUCUACUACGAUGUAGACCCCUUCCUUUUCUACUGCAUGUGCACUCGCGACGAAACUGGCUGUCAUCUGGUGGGUUACUUCUCAAAAGAAAAAGAGUCCGGCGAGGGUUAUAAUCUGGCUUGUAUCCUCACACUACCCCAAUACCAACGGCGGGGUUAUGGAAGACUCCUUAUUUCUUUCAGCUACGAACUGAGCAAACGAGAAGGAAAGGUUGGCUCUCCCGAGAAGCCGCUCAGUGACCUUGGAUUGCUCGGUUACAGGCAAUAUUGGCGCGAGACACUCGUCGAAAUCCUCUUGGAUUCUGGACGUGAGACAGUGAGCGAAAACGAACUUGCCAUGUUAACGUCCAUGACCGAGAAAGAUGUUCAUGAAACAUUGGUGACAUUCAAAAUGCUUAGAUACAAUAAAGGACAAUGGAUCAUCGUACUUACGGACGAAGUAAUUGAAGAGCGAAACAAACGUCUAGAGAAAGAAAAGAUUAAGGGCUCCCGCAAGAUCGACCCUGCACGGCUCCAGUGGAAGCCUCCUGUGUUCACUGCGUCCAGUCGAACAUGGAAUUGGUGA